ACUGCUUGUUUCAAUUGUCGUGCAUCUAGACUAAAAUGCGAUCGCCAGAGUCCAUGCGUGAGAUGUGCCUCUCAGCAAAAGCGAUGUGAAUAUCCCCAAGUUUCCAACCGAGGCCGCAAACAAGGAAGUUACUAUAGCAAACCGGAUACUGUCGAGAAACUCCUGCAGCGAAUCAAUGAUAGUCCUGUUGGUGAACAAGUCAUUGCCGCCAUCCUUGCUUCAUCUCGAAAUCUGCAAUCUUCCAAUUCUGCUUCGAAUACUAUCGGUGGAAGAGAUUCGACAGAACACACACCUGAUACCGAAGCCAUUUCUGAGGCAUACACUUCUGUCAAGUCAGAAGAAUACGUGCCAGAGUAUAGUCCCACAAAUGGUAAUGCUGGGAGCUCAUUGGUGUCGCCUCUACACAUUCUCGCUGAUGCCGUGGAAACUGAAAGGCUGGCAUCUUUGAACCUUCUAGACUCCGCUCCGAAUUUGGGACAUUAUGAAGAGCCUCUGCUUAGCGACACAAGCAAUGCAUGGCUUUCUCGGCAAUCCACUGAAAGAUUGAUUAAGUACUUCAGGCCCAGCUCUGUGUUCCAGAAGGACUGGCAAGUUCUGGCUGCACAGCCCCUCAAUGCUCCUGUGAGGCUUACGUCCUUGACCUGCGACCCCAUUAGUUCUCGCAUCAUCAACGACACCGAUGCCGAAAGAUAUUUCGACCUAUAUUUCAAGAUCCGGAAUCCACUCGUGUGUCUCUUGGAUCCCGUCCUUCAUAGACCAGAAAUCGUGCGUCCCUUAUCGUUCACUUUGUUUUCUGUUAUUUGUGCACUAGGAUGCGCAGUCGCCAAUACACAACGAGACAGGGUGUUGUACCCUUCCCUACUAGCUCUGGCAGAGUGCAACAUCAAAUGGUCAAUAGCAACGUCUGUCAAAUCCGUGGAGACGGUCCAAGCUAUUUUCACCAUGGAAUACUGGUCUCCAGUCCAUGAAACGCAAAAAGACGAUCCAUAUUGGUUGCACAUCAGUCAUGCAAUUUUGCUAGCGAGAGAGCUGGGCCUCAAAAAAGAUAAGGCUGUAGAAGAUUUGGUCUCAGCAUACACCUCUCCUACGGCUAGCUCAGACUUUAAAGAGCGGUUCCGUCGAAACAUUGAGAGAACUUGGCUUGCUGCAUUCUUUGCAGAAAAGAGCUUUGGUAUUGUCACUGGACGCGUCAUGAAUGUCGGCCGAUCAGAGAUCUCAGAGUCAAUCUUCGACUGGUGGAAGAAGCCAAUGGCGUGUCCCUUCGACCGCGUCACUACCGGCGUUGUAGAGAUGCGUAUCUUACUUAUGCAAUAUCUAGAAGAGCGACAACAAAUGACCAAAACACGAGAACUAAUAGAAGACUGGCAAGCCCGAGGCUUCGAAGCCCUACAAACCCUUCGCGAGAAACGAUGUAUUCCCGACACCUCUGCAUCGUCCGAAUACCUACCCAUUCUCGCUCACUACAUGGAUCACAGCAUCUUGGUGCUAAACGCCAAUGCUCUAAGAGACUUUGUUGCUACCAAUGCGAUGCAGUGUCUAGCCAACCCUUGCAAGAUUUCCCGCCAAACUGUGGAUGUUGCUUGCAGGUCUUUGACACUUAUUCUUUCUGAUCCGGUGUUGCUGAAACAUAUGUAUGGGACGCAUAAUAACAUGCUUAUCAUGAUUUGUCAUGCGCUGAGCGAGAUUUUGUUUGCCACCACCCGCGGAUGCCUCCCACCGGAUAUGAUGGAAGCCGCAGCCAAUAAAGUCCGCGCCGUAACCACACAUCUGGAAACAUUAGCGCGCGGACUACCAAGCACCUCUGCCGCUUCUCUGUAUACCACGCUCUCUAAUGUCCUUUCCAAGCAGCUUGACAAGUAUAUCUCGACUAGUCAGGCUAGUACGGAGGUCAUGCAAGAGUCCAUACCAACGGAUUGGUGGAAUGCGCUUGGGGGUGAUAUGCUU
Aureobasidium melanogenum CBS 110374 is the source of this 1944-nucleotide messenger RNA. RefSeq lists its product as uncharacterized. NCBI's taxonomy places the organism in Eukaryota, Fungi, Ascomycota, Dothideomycetes, Dothideales, Saccotheciaceae. Gene Ontology annotation, molecular function: zinc ion binding; transcription cis-regulatory region binding; DNA-binding transcription factor activity, RNA polymerase II-specific. The transcript has 8 exons. Gene Ontology annotation, cellular component: nucleus. The annotation marks the transcript as partial. The record is from RefSeq and is a predicted model, not a curated record. Gene Ontology annotation, biological process: DNA-templated transcription; regulation of DNA-templated transcription.